Achroia grisella is the source of this 5851-nucleotide messenger RNA. It is a transcript of the gene nAChRalpha1, whose product is annotated as acetylcholine receptor subunit alpha-like 1. The transcript is spliced from 7 exons. Lineage: Eukaryota; Metazoa; Arthropoda; Insecta; Lepidoptera; Pyralidae. Gene Ontology annotation, cellular component: neuron projection; postsynaptic membrane; synapse. The record is from RefSeq and is a predicted model, not a curated record. Gene Ontology annotation, biological process: nervous system process; monoatomic ion transmembrane transport; regulation of membrane potential. The coding region runs from base 1 to 1599 and encodes 532 amino acids. Gene Ontology annotation, molecular function: transmembrane signaling receptor activity; acetylcholine-gated monoatomic cation-selective channel activity.
AUGGUGUUGGCGCUGGUGGUCGGACUCCUGUGCGUGUGGGGCCGCUUGAGCGUCGCCAACCCUGAUGCAAAGCGGUUGUACGACGACCUGCUAUCUAACUACAAUCGCCUGAUCCGGCCUGUGGGAAACAACUCAGACCGACUCACCGUCAAAAUGGGGCUCCGGCUUAGUCAACUCAUCGACGUUAAUCUUAAGAAUCAAAUCAUGACAACGAACGUGUGGGUAGAACAGGAAUGGAACGACUACAAAUUAAAAUGGAAUCCCGAUGACUACGGCGGCGUCGACACAUUGCACGUGCCUUCAGAACACAUAUGGCUCCCUGACAUCGUGCUUUAUAACAACGCGGACGGUAACUACGAGGUGACAAUCAUGACAAAAGCGAUUCUACAUCAUGAUGGGAAGGUUGUUUGGAAGCCACCAGCCAUCUACAAGUCCUUCUGCGAGAUUGACGUGGAGUACUUCCCUUUCGAUGAGCAAACCUGUUUCAUGAAAUUCGGAUCUUGGAGCUACGAUGGGUACACGGUGGACUUGAGGCAUUUAAAACAGACGCCAGAUUCUGACAAAAUAGGAAUGGGAAUUGACUUAUCAGAAUACUAUAUAUCUGUUGAAUGGGACAUAAUGCGCGUUCCUGCGACGAGAAAUGAAAAGUUCUACUCAUGCUGUGAAGAACCGUAUCCUGACAUUAUUUUCAAUCUCACUCUCAGAAGGAAAACUCUCUUUUACACGGUCAACCUCAUUAUUCCCUGUGUUGGCAUCUCUUUUUUGUCAGUCCUGGUGUUCUAUUUACCAUCAGAUUCCGGUGAAAAGAUCUCACUCUGCAUCUCCAUUCUUUUGUCUUUGACCGUGUUCUUCUUACUGUUAGCAGAAAUUAUUCCACCGACAUCUCUAACGGUGCCGUUGCUGGGAAAAUAUUUGUUGUUUACUAUGAUGCUAGUUACAUUAUCAGUAGUUGUCACUAUCGUGGUGCUAAACGUAAAUUUUAGGUCCCCAGUUACCCACCAUAUGGCCCCGUGGGUGCGCAAAGUCUUUAUAGAUUUUUUACCCAGAAUAUUGUGUAUACAAAGGCCAGAAAAACCGCCCGAUGACGACGAAAACGAUAAACCAACAGAGGUCCUCACGGAUGUAUUCGGUGGAGAUGACAUGGAUGGAAAGUUUAAGGAAUGGGGUUGCGAAGAAUACGAACUACCAGGCAUGCCUCCAUCGCCGCCACCACCUCCAGGGGGUGACGAUGAACUAUUCUCCCCAUCCCCGGGAUCUCCAUGCCGAUUGGACUUAGAUGACGGUAGUCCAUCUCUAGAGAAACCUUAUGUGAGAGAGAUGGAAAAGACUAUAGAAGGCUCCAGAUUUAUUGCUCAGCAUGUGAAAAAUAAGGAUAAGUUUGAAAGUGUGGAGGAUGAUUGGAAGUAUGUAGCAAUGGUGCUGGACAGAAUCUUUCUGUUCGCAUUUACGAUAGCUUGCGUCCUAGGUACAGCGCUCAUUAUAUUUCGAGCGCCAACCUUCUACGACAAUAGCAAACCAAUCGAUAUCCUGUACUCGAAAAUUGCAAAGAAAAAACUGGAGUUGCUCAAAAUGGGCUCCAUAGGAGACCCGGGUCUCUGAAAUUCGUCUCACGUCUUCGGCCACCCGCCGCCGAAGACGUUCUGGGAGCUGAUCGUUAUGUGGUGGCAUGGAUGAUCCAUGUAAGGCUCCCAGUUGGGAACUGCUAGGCGAGGACAUGAUUUAGUGCUCAGUGUGGUGCCAAGCGCCAGGUGCGCUAUAGGACGUGUGAACGCCGUAAGCGUAUCCAAAGCCGUCUUUUUAUAAUAGAAACUCGAACUCGAGACUGUGUCCGUCGAUAGUGGAAGUCGGAACACGGCAACCUCAAGACAGCCGUUUUUUGUUACUGCCGGAUCCGCCGCAACUAUUUUUAUAAUUAGAAAUGCUGUACUGAAUAUUUAUACUUUAAUCAUACGCAUAUUUUGUAUGUUUUCAUGUGGUGAUUUCUUUUCCUGGAAUUGUUUAAUACGAGCGCACAAAGAUUGUACAGUUUAUAUUUAGGAGUUUGUAUUGUUUCUUGCGUCAUAUUAUAUAUAAUUUCGAAUGUUAGGUAACACAUGUGCUGUACUAACAGUUACGUACCUAUAAGAGUCACUUCGAAUAAAAUCCAGCUCAAAUUAGUAAUGUUUAAGUAUUGUAAAUUGGUACUAUUUAAUCUGAAGUCGAUUAGCAUCGGACAUUAUUAUGAUAGUUUUGUGCAAACGUCCUCUAUGAGAGCCGGACAUUCUAGGUGUACUUAAAUAAUGGUGAUGUAAUUUUGAAUUAUACAUUUAAUAUUUGAUAAACUGCGUACUCGCGUAAAAAUCAUAUGGACAAUAUCGAUAAUAUGACGAAUGGUAAUAAUUCACCUGUAGAUGUAAUGAAGUUGUAGAUAAUAGGUUUAUAAGUCUAGUCAUCAGUAAUGGAGGAGACACUAAUCAUAAAGCCAAUAUAGUUUAUAGAGUCAUGUCGCGACGGUGAUAUUGGACUAGAGAUAUAUUUGUGAAACACAAUUGACUGCCAAUUGUAAAUUACAUUUUUAUAAAGUCGAUAUUCUUAGAUAGUUCGGUAACUUGUUUUAUUAGAUUUUUUAAACGGUGUGCCAAAUCUGCCAGCAGUAUAGCAAUAUAGUUCCGAAUGAAAGCCAAAGUAUGCUGGACUUUUGUUAGUGUUUUGUAUAUUUGAUAUUCGAUACGUUUUUUUAAAUUUUGCUUGAAAUAAUAUUGAUUCUAACGUAAUCGUAAGAUAUCAAACGAAUGCUUGCCUAAAAGUAAUGACUGAAGGAUCUCAUACUGAAACGCUUAUUUUGUAAACGCCUAUUUGCAAUUGAAGAGGCGUAUAAUAUUUUCUUCUGUACAAUUAAUAAUAACAGUAAUUUUGCUAAUAAAUCCUAGAGUACAGGGUAAAUUUAGUACACAAGUUUCUUCUCCUGAUUUACAUUCUCACAUAUUUUCACUGAUUGUAAUGUCUUUUACUCACUUAUCGGCACUUUACCACUCACAUUUUUAGGUAAGGUCAUUGUUGAGGUUUAUGACCUAGUCUGUAACGAUUUAGGUAACCAUACAUUUAUUUGUACCUACAUAGAUUAGAUUCAAUAUUAGACACCUAUUUCAUUUUGGUUACACUUAAGUGUUACAUUGUUCACGUUUCUAUGAAUAGUUGGUUUCGUAGUUGGUACGUUUGAAGAUUAUUUCAAACACUUCGCGCAUCAUAAGCGUUUUUACCUCACUUCGACCCAUUUUAUAGGGUUAUUGUAGCAGUCUAACGUAAUAAAAAAAAAUAUUUCGAGCCGCGUAUUUGAUAUGUCAAAGUAACUCAUGAUAAUGUUUAUUAGAUAAAGAUUACUUAGAUAACUCAGUAAAUUAUGAAAUCAACAGCGAGCAGAUUGGAAAACAGGGAUGGUUAUAUUGAAAAUAAAUCAUAUUGUUUUGUGUGAUUCGUCUUCAUAUAUAUAAGUGUUAUUGGAUGUGUAUAGCUGUUCGUAUCUGAUAAAUGCAUACACUGGGCUAGAAUAGUUUAGAUGAUACGUAAACGUAGUGUAACGUACGUGAUUACGGUCUAAUGUUAGAGGAAGUUGUGAAACGCUCGCUAAAGGUUGAAACUAAAAUGUUAGCUCCGUCUCUAAAACUAUUGGACUACAUUUUGUAUGGCUCUAAUUAUGUCUGGUCCUACAAUGGAAUUUUGAUGGAAUUGUGUAUAACUGAUUGCUAAUAUUAAUUUUCUAAUAAGGUUCACAGACACGUCGAUUAUUGGAAGUAGGAAUGUGCUAUUGCACGCACCGAAAUACACCAAUUUAGUAUUAUUGAGUACUAUUAUCUUUAAAUACUAGUUAAGUCCACAGGCUUUUCGUAUUGUUUCGUGGUUCAGAAGUUUUAUUGUAGAUAUUUGCUAGAAAACGGACGGGUCUGUUGUUAUUUUUAUAUGACUGCAAAUGAUAAUAGAUUUUCUAAAAACACCAUAGGUUUAAUGGUUGUUUAGGAAUGUAUGCUGCGGCUAACUUAAUUAUUAGCCGGGACGAUUGAUUGGGAUGUUAAGAGAUAAGCUGAAUUGAAAAAAUAUAUUGUAAAUAUUUCUAGUAAGGAGAGUCUGAAAUAUGGAGCUAAGAUUAGUAAUGUAAUAACUGUGGAUUUAAAUAAUACUUAGGCAAUAUCAAUAAAAGAAUCUCAAGAAAAUGUAGUUCUUGUGCAUAGCCGGGAAAUGUUUUUAUAUAUGGUAUAUGAAAAUGUAUUCCUAAGUUCCAGAAUUGAACGAGUUAAGUCAAUACAACGACUAAUGACCCUAAAGGUUUGUAGUGUGAAUGAAAAUUGAUUAACCUAUUACAACAAUUUACCAACUGUUCUCAACUUAGGAAAGUUUGCCAAUACUAAUUCUAGUCUGAAUUCCAUGUUACCUAGACAUGUCACCAAAUCAGGAUUAAUUUAUGAUGUUUUAUUAUAAUGAUUGUUAUUUGAUACCGUCUCAAAGACAUAAUAAAUAUGUAUUAUUGUUUCUAAAACUUCAUAUUUGUGUAAGUGAUGAUUAAUGGGUCUUUUAAAGUUGUUAAUGAAACCUACGUUUUGUGUAAAUGUUUAUAUAGAGAUUCGGGUGAUAAACGGGUCAAGGAAAGUAGUGAAUAUCGUAUAUCUGGUAGAUAGGUAAUGAAUUUAACAAUAAACUGAACAAGUAAACCAUGUUUGUUAAUAAGUAAAUUAAAUGGGUACUUGUAUUAAUUGUAAGUGGUAUUAAAUUAGCUUCUCAAUGUUUUUUAGAGUUAGUCGACGAAUGGGUCAGCUCGGAAAUUCGGUGUUAGAUAAAUUUGUUACCGUACAGGUACCGGCAGCUGUUAUUUUUUUAUUCAAGUUUUAUUACAUUUUUUAUUUAUACCCUUCCCUGAUUUCUUAAAAGUGUACUUUUGAAAAUUUAAAUAGUUAUACUUAAAAUUUAUUUAAAUAUAUUUUAAUGUUAUUCACUUUUACUAUACGAUCCAUUUUUAUAAAAUACAUUAUUCGUUAUUUUUACAGCAAAACAUUUCGUUUUAAUAAAUCGAUCUAGAUAAUAAAUCAUCUAAUCUUAAUCACUAUUUAAAACUAUUGUUGAUUAACUGAAGUAUAUCUGGUAUCCAUAGUUUUAAUGAAACACGUUAUUAUGCUAGUCCCUCAUAAUAAUACGGAAUAUUUAUUUCUAAAACAGUAAGUAUUUUAUUUUUAAUAAUAACUUGAAUUUUAGCUUUACCAGCUGCUUGGUUCUCGGUAUGUGUCAGUAGGUUUGUCUGCAUCGGAUUAUGGAGUUGCAAACCCAUAGUCAGCUAUCAUAUGGCUGUCAAUAAUUUUAAGGAAUCAACUUAACAAAAAUGUUGACAUGUAAAUAUAGCAGAUCAACAUAGAAAUUUAAAUAAUAUUAUAAUUGACAAGUUAUUUUUCUACAUUCCUUUCACAGUACCUUUAGCGCUAACGUAGCAUUGUAGAAUGACGUCGUAGUGAAUAUAGUUAUGUUUACAUUUUCGUUUUCUUUUUGUACUAGUACAAAUAUGUCAUAUAGCAAUAAAUUUUACGUUUUAUGUUCUAUUGUCAUAUUCUUAGUUAAUAAUUGUUAAUUAUACGUGUAAUUUUAAUGCUUCCUUUGACAUUUAAAGUCGAUAUUUAACAGAUAAUCCAUAACGCUUUAUAAUUAGGUUGAACGAAAUCUAGAAUUUCGAAUAGCAUUUUCUUCGAUAACACAUUAUAUUUACUUUAUUGCACGUUAUCUUUUAUUUCUCUUUCUUUCUUUUAAAUGUAAUCUCACUUUAAUAUCUACGUAAUAUUAAUACUCUAUAUACCAUAUAAAUAUUUAUGUAAGUUAGGCAUAUUUGCAUGUUUAA